Molecule: messenger RNA, 1344 nt
Organism: Laccaria bicolor S238N-H82
Lineage: Eukaryota; Fungi; Basidiomycota; Agaricomycetes; Agaricales; Hydnangiaceae
Exons: 8
Coding region: 1-1344 (447 amino acids)
Source: RefSeq, a predicted model, not a curated record
AUGCUCUCGUUUAAGAGGGUUGGUUUUUGCUUUCUCAUUUUUGCGGUGUCCGACCUUGUCCUUGGCGCAGAUCUCCCCGGGGAUCCUUUCAUCCCCGUACCAGACACUUCUAUACCUGACACACUCCUCACACCUCUGAUCAUUAAGCCAUUGGGAUCCUCUAACGUGGAGGCCCGGGAUGAACCAGGAGUUCUCACAGGCUUGCUCGAAUCCCGUCAAUCUUGUUCGGCUGGUUAUGGUCUUUGCUCAACCGGCCGUUGCUGCCCUCUAGGAGGAAGGUGCUGCUCAAAUGGUGGCUGCUGCGGAGCUGGUUAUUGGUGUUAUUCUACUGGUAUUGGGCGGAUUCUGCCCCUGCAGAAUCUGGUUCUGAUCAUCUGUCUUUAUCUAGGUUGUUGCAGUGUGACUGAGACGGGUUGCGCAAAUGUUUCUUGCUGCCCCACCGGCGCGCGAUGUUGCCAAGGUGGCGGUUGCUGCAAGUCGUCAGAGAACUGUGUCAUCACCGCGUCGGGCGUUAAGGGCUGCUGUCCUAUUGGCAGCACAUGCAGUGGUACUCCAGGACGAUGCAGUAAUUCUGCCUACGUUCCUUGCUCCAAUGAUAACUUUUGCUGCCCGCCUGGUGAUAUCUGUUACAGAGAUACGAGUGGCAAUGCACCUCGUUGCAGAAGCCCAUCUCAGAACCCAUCUCCUCCUGCGGCGACUACUACUUCCACUCUGCCGCGCACCGCUACAACAUCUUCGCGAGCAUUGCCGUCUAGUUCUGCACCAUCCAUUCCGACGGGUAAUGGCUUGCCAACUCCCCCAUCCGGUUCAGCUUUUAGAGUCAUCUCCGUCACUGACAGCAGCAUUACAUGGAAAGGCCCCUCAUGGACUGUUGUUUUUGGUCCAUGCAACGUGAAUAAUACCCUUCCCUCCAAGAAAACCACAAGCAGCGACCAUUCUUUGACUUUCAUUUCCAAUACAAGCAUUGCCAUUUAUGUCAAUGUGGCUUCCUACAAUGUUUAUUACGACGUUUACUAUAACGGCCGUUUGACGAGCUACUCGCCGUCGACGUCUCUGCCAAACUGCACCUACAUAUCGUUGGCCCGGGACCUGACUCCAGGGGUGUCUGUCAAUAUCACGAUUUUCAUUUAUGGGGCAAGCUUGCAAUCGCGGCAAGCUGAAACUGAUUCUUCAUCGUCGUUCGAUAUAAACAACUUUGUGCUCAUGGAACCCACACGCAAAACAGUGACCGCUGGACCCUCCAGCACUGCUCCUGCCUCAAGCUCUGCGAAUCGGCUUGAAAGAAAUAGCAUUAUCAACUAUGUUAGCUAUGUAUUGGCUGGAGUUAUACUAUUACGGGCUUAG